AUGCAAAGGAGGAAAACACAAAACCGUCAACAUAGGAAAGUCGAAGAAAUCUUCACAUACCACAUCACACCGGAUCAUUUCAGAAAUCUGGCAAUUUUCCACAUCACAUACAUCUCAACCAAUGGGCAUUCGGGCAAGGCGCGCGGGGAAAUUGGAGGGAAAGGGGAAGAAAUUCUUUCCAUUCUUGUCUUAUCUUGA
This is a messenger RNA of Botrytis fragariae, 198 nucleotides long. RefSeq lists its product as uncharacterized. The transcript has 2 exons. The record is from RefSeq and is a predicted model, not a curated record. Lineage: Eukaryota; Fungi; Ascomycota; Leotiomycetes; Helotiales; Sclerotiniaceae. Bases 1 to 198 code for a protein of 65 amino acids.